GGCGCUGGCCGCGGCGCUCCUGGCCGCAGGCUCGGCCAGCGAGUACGACUACGUGAGCUUCCAGUCGGACAUCGGCUCGUACCAGAGCGGGCGCUUCUACACCAAGCCGCCGCAGUGCGUGGACAUCCCAGUGGACCUGCGGCUGUGCCACAACGUGGGCUACAAGAAGAUGGUGCUGCCCAACCUUCUGGAGCACGAGACCAUGGCCGAGGUGAAGCAGCAGGCCAGCAGCUGGGUGCCCCUGCUCAACAAGAACUGCCACAUGGGCACCCAGGUCUUCCUCUGCUCGCUCUUCGCGCCCGUCUGCCUCGACCGGCCCAUCUACCCGUGCCGCUGGCUCUGCGAGGCCGUGCGCGACUCCUGCGAGCCCGUCAUGCAGUUCUUCGGCUUCUACUGGCCCGAGAUGCUCAAGUGUGACAAGUUCCCCGAGGGGGACGUCUGCAUCGCCAUGACCCCGCCCAAUGCUACCGAAGCCUCCAAGCCCCAAGGCACAACUGUGUGUCCUCCAUGUGACAACGAGUUGAAAUCGGAAGCCAUAAUUGAACAUCUCUGUGCGAGCGAGUUUGCACUGAGGAUGAAAAUAAAAGAAGUGAAAAAAGAAAAUGGCGACAAAAAGAUUGUCCCCAAGAAGAAGAAGCCCCUGAAGUUGGGGCCCAUCAAGAAGAAGGAGCUGAAGAAGCUUGUCCUGUACCUGAAGAACGGGGCCGACUGCCCCUGCCACCAGCUGGACAACCUCAGCCACCAUUUCCUCAUCCUGGGCCGGAAGGUGAAGAGCCAGUACUUGCUGACGGCAAUCCACAAGUGGGACAAGACAAACAAGGAGUUCAAAGCCUUCAUGAAGAAGAUGAAGAAUCACGAAUGCCCCACUUUUCAGUCGGUCUUUAAGUGAUUCUCUCGGGGCGGGUGGGGCGGGAGCCCUGGGUCGGGGUGAGGGGUGGGGGCUGAGCAGACCAGCUGGGACUUGGGUGGUCCACCCUCACCGCUCCUCCUGUUGGCAGAGGACGUUGUCGUCACUCUUGCAGCGUCUCACUCCUUCCCCUCCACAGCCACGCUCCAGACCCCAGUAUAGCUAGUAUUUAAAGCCGCAUGCCCAGGUAAGGAAAACCAGUUAGAUUAGGAACCCUUUUAAGAUCUACAGUGUGGAACAGCAUGUCACUGAGUAAAAGGAGGUGCAGAACCAUUUCAACCAGAGACACAGUCACUAGAAAAGAAAAUUUUGCUGGUAAACAAAGGGGAUUGGGCAAAAAGUGAGAGACAGCAGCAAAAACUAAAUUCUACAACUUUCUUUGUGUCAAUACAAAUUGCUUGUGGAUCAGCUCAUCUAUGCCUUUGGAACUAGAAAAUUCUAACUAUUGGUAAGACACCUUGCUUUCGGUUCCAGAGUAAUUUCUCUGUCUCCUUUAGACAGAAACACACACACCAUGCUUACAACCUAAGAUCAGUUCCAGAAAGUCAUGGGUACUGGGAAGCAGAGCACACGCAGAGUCUGUGAGAGGGAAAGCAGAGGGAGGUCGUGCGCUCUGCCCUGCACGUGGUCGUCUUUCCAUAGGAAUCAGCUGGGCUCGGAUGCCGUGUGAGUGGCCGUGAACGUCGGCUUCAGCGCAUGAUCUCACCUCCAGACACUCGCAGGGCCGCACGUGCCUGCCUUUGUGCGAGAGGAAAGAAACACGCGGGCACCAAACCCACAGCAUAGGGAGACGACGAUUUUCAGACUGAGAAGGCAACGAUUAGUGGUUUUCAAAAAACAUAGUUAAGAAAAAAAAAAAAUUUACAACAGUCCAGCAAAUUGCUAGUCAGGGUGAAUUGUAAUUCGGUGAAGAGCUUAGCAUUCUAAUUUCAUCUGUUUGUUCAUUUCAUAUAUUUUUUAAAGAACAACAACAAAAAACCCCACUUACUUUUCGAGGUUUUAAAAGAAGCCUACACUGAGCAUUUGAAAGGUGAACUAAGACCAGGGUCUCCUGGUGCGUGUGCGGCUGCUUUCCAGCGGAGCAGCUCUUUCAUCAGGCGCUUGGGUGGGAGGCGGACACGCCUGGUGGCAUAGCUGUGUGGUCCUCCUUCCUGAGUUCUGGGCUGCCCUGGACCCAACACAUCGCUAAUCAAAACUCACAGUGCUUCUCAUUCUUUUCUUUCCUGUGAAGAAAUGGAUUCCUUUAACUUGAUUGCCUAUGGAUCAAAGCAAUUCAGAACAGCCUUCCUGCCUGUUCUCCUGCACUUAAAAAAAAUACUUUUUUUCAUUUCUGCAGAAGGAAAGUUAAACUACAAGUGUUCCCAUCCAAGGAAAGCAUUUCAAAGGCAAAACAUCCCUGCAGUUUUUCCCCCAGUGCCCUAAAAUAGUUCUUAAAGCCCGUGUGUUUAAUGAGUGGUGUACGUAAACCUGUUCACUUAUGCAACUUUACUCCUCUGUUCAGUGUAUAGUAUAGGAAGUCAUUCUAAAGAAUUAAUGUUAAUUUCUUUCCUGAGCCUGAUUCUUAAUUCUCUGUAACUUCUUGAGGACUUUAGUGACUGUCCCUCUGGGCGAAUGUUUAUACCCAGUCCGGAUGCCGCAGUGAGGCUGG
Molecule: messenger RNA, 2555 nt
Organism: Ceratotherium simum simum (southern white rhinoceros)
Lineage: Eukaryota; Metazoa; Chordata; Mammalia; Perissodactyla; Rhinocerotidae
Gene: SFRP1
Product: secreted frizzled related protein 1
Biological process (GO): non-canonical Wnt signaling pathway; canonical Wnt signaling pathway
Molecular function (GO): Wnt-protein binding
Source: RefSeq, a predicted model, not a curated record